CAAACAGAUGUUCUCCUUUCUCUUUACUUUGCAUUACUGCACUUGUCUUAACGUAUCCAUAUUUAAUAUUUUAUUACUGCUCUUGUUUUCUUCAGUAAUCUCAAAAUAACCUCCAGCUAUAAAAAUAAGACUUAAGGCAUUCGCGAAUGUUUGAAUGUUUGAUUGACCCGUCCCUCAGGCCUCAGCAUUACUUAGCCAAGUUAAUCUUUGUUAGUCGCUAACCCCUUAACAUCGAUAUAUCAUUGUCCUAUUAGUUCCUUAAUUACUACUGUAAUGUUUUAACUUGAACUUUUUUAAACUCCUAAGAUAUUCUUGCCUUAAAAUACCAAUAGUACCAUACAAAACGCCUUCAACUCUUUGGAACUUGCCAACUUUCCAAAGGCAGGUUGGGUCAGAUGGAAAAAGCUUUCAAAUCUCCAUUUUUGCUCCUCCUUUUCACAAUUUUGCUACAAAUCCACUUCUCUAAUCAGUUGCCACACUCACAAUUACAGGCAUUUCUCACAAUUCAUCAGAUUCUAAACCACCCAUUAACCAUCAACAGCUUAGACCAAAACAUUGAUGUUUGCAGCUUUGAACCAAACCCAUAUCUCACAGUUGCAUGCUAUGAAGAAAACAUUACUCAAAUUCAUACUCAAGGGUUUAAUGGGUUUACUUCAAUUUCAGGUAAUAUUUCCAUGGAAGCUCUCUUUGCUGCUCUUACAGCUUUACCAGCUUUAAAGGUCUUAUCUUUCGUGUCCUUAGGUUUAAGGGGACCCCUCCCUCAAACUAUAGGUAACUUAUCUUCUCUUGAAAUGCUAAAUCUUAGUUCAAAUCAAUUGAAUGGCACUAUUCCUUUCGAAUUGUUGGGUUUAAGAAAUCUUCAAACUGUUGUAUUGGACCAUAAUCAGUUUACAGGUCAAGUACCCUUUUGGAUUGGCUCCUUCUCUGGAUUAACUGUUCUUAGUUUAAAGAAUAAUUCAGUAAAUGGUUCGCUACCGAGUUCGUUAGCAAGGUUGGAGAAUUUGAGGAUUCUUCAACUUUCAAUGAAUAAACUCAAUGGUGAAGUUCCUGAUCUUGGUAAUUUGACUAAUUUGCAAGUUCUUGAUUUGGGGAACAAUUCUUUAGGACCAAAGUUUCCCACUUUGCAUAAUAAAUUGGUGACUUUGGUACUAAGGAGGAAUAGUUUCAGGUUUGGGAUGACAGAUAAUUUGAGCUCCUUUUAUCAACUAAAGAAGCUGGAUGUUUCUAACAAUGAGUUUGUUGAGCUGUUCUUGCCGUCGUUGCUUUCUUUGCCAAUGAUUGGUUAUCUUAAUAUUGCUGGGAAUAAGUUCCAUGGAAUGCUUCUGCACAACAUGACUUGUGGUGUAGACCUCAACUUUGUGGAUUUAUCAUUCAAUUACUUGACUGGUGAUUUGCCUGCUUGUCUGAAAUCAAGAAAUAAAAGUCGAAUUGUCCAUUACCGAGGGAAUUGUUUGUCGAAUGGGAGACAAAGGCAACACCGUUAUGCAUUUUGUCGUAAUGAAGCUCUGGCAGUAAAGAUAUUGCCUCAUAAAACCAAAGACAAUGGGUCUAAAGUUGUGGUAGCCAUGAGCAUAGUAGGAGCAACUUCACUUGCAGGUCUAAUGGUAUUGGGUGUUGGCCUUGUAUUCUCCAAACAUGCCUUUAAGAAACCUCAAACAAGAGUCAUACUAGAGAAGGCAACAAUGAUGUACCCUUCCAAGCUGCUUUUGGACGCGAGGGAAAUCUGUCAAAUGGCCAAGCUUGGGCCCCUUGGUCUUCCUGCUUAUCGCAACUUUCUCUUGGAUGAGAUUAAGGAGGCCACAGCAAACUUUGAUGAGUCACAUUUAAUCACGGAAGGUUCUUAUGGUCCGGUAUACAAGGGAAUACUUGCCAAUGAUAAUCUUGUUUCCAUUCAAUGCUUGAAAGUGAGAAAACGGCGUGGAACACAAGCCUAUACCCAUGACAUAGAGCUAUUGUCGAAACUGAGACAUAUUCAUUUGGUCAGUGCUCUAGGGCAUUGCUUCGAGUAUAAUACAGAAGACUCAACUGUAAGCAGAAUUUAUCUUGUGUUCGAGCUUGUACCGAAUGGGACCUUAAGAGAUUUCAUCUUAGGGCAAAAGCCUAGCUGGGCAAAGAGAAUUGCUGUUGCAGUUGAAGUUGCGAAAGGAAUUCAGUUUCUCCAAACAGGGAUGAUACCUGGUUUAUAUUCAAAUAAUAUCAAGACAACCAAUGUCUUACUGGAUCAUAGCCUUCAUGUGAAACUGAACAGCUAUAAUCUGCCUUUGUUAGCUGAAAACAAAGUCAAUAUUCUACCAUCCUCUGGAGCAAAGGAAAAUGGUAAAGCAAUAGUGAAACAAGACGAAAAGAGUGAUGUCUACGACUUGGGGGUGAUUCUCUUGGAAAUAAUUGCAGGAAGUGAAAUCACAUCAGAUAAUGAUGUAUCCGUAGUAAAAGACUUAUUUGAAGUUGGCAUUAAAGCAGACAAGAUAGCUCGAAAGCAGAUUCUAGAUCCAGCAGUACACAGGGAGUAUCCAGACAACUCGGUGAAAGUAGUAAUGGAACUCUGCGUAAGAUCACUUUCAAACGACCAUAAUGAUAGACCGUCCAUUGAAGAUGUACUCUGGAAUUUGCACUUCGCUGCUCAGAUUCAAGAUUCAUAUCAUGGAGAUGCUUCAAGUGACAGGCCAUCGUCCCCUGUUUUCACUUCCCAGUGAGAUAAUCCAUCAUAAACUUCCAAUAUCAAUUAAUAAUGGUUCUUUCUGACUAAUCUUAUACUGCUUUUCUGUACAUUACUUCAUUUUCUGGUUUUCUCUAAUCAUGUAUAUACUAUUUAGAACAAAAAAUUAUUAAGCUAGCACCUGAAAAUAAUGUUCUUAAAGAUAAUGCCAAUUUUCUGGGUAAUGGGACAUGAUUAUCAUACAAGGGGAUAGUUGAAUGUA
Molecule: messenger RNA, 2918 nt
Organism: Spinacia oleracea (spinach)
Lineage: Eukaryota; Viridiplantae; Streptophyta; Magnoliopsida; Caryophyllales; Amaranthaceae
Product: probable inactive leucine-rich repeat receptor-like protein kinase At3g03770
Exons: 7
Coding region: 396-2693 (765 amino acids)
Biological process (GO): protein phosphorylation
Molecular function (GO): protein binding; ATP binding; protein kinase activity
Source: RefSeq, a predicted model, not a curated record